Molecule: messenger RNA, 2538 nt
Organism: Planococcus citri (citrus mealybug)
Lineage: Eukaryota; Metazoa; Arthropoda; Insecta; Hemiptera; Pseudococcidae
Gene: pyd3
Product: pyd3
Exons: 2
Coding region: 652-1770 (372 amino acids)
Molecular function (GO): beta-ureidopropionase activity
Source: RefSeq, a predicted model, not a curated record
CAAAUUUGGUUCUUGAGCCGAUUUUGCCAGUUGGGAAUGUGGAGUGGAAGUAGUGUUUUUUCCCCUCAAAAUCGAACUCAGCUCAGAAUAUUUGUAAAAUCAGAGUUGAAGUACCUACCUAAUAGAAAAAGUCGUCGUGAGUGAUAAAAGGAGCAUUUUGAACGAAAAUUCGUAGUAAGUAUGCUAACUUAAGUAUGCGGGAUUCAUCAAAUACCUAUACUCUAUAGGCAAUAGGCAUAUUUGUGAUACUUUUAACAAUCGUAGUUAGGUAGGUUCCUAUACUAUGUACCUUAGCAGGUACUUUUCUACUUACAUCGAGCCAACUUGUAUAGCUGGUAAAAACUGCACACGCCAUGUUAUGCACUUUGAACAUUGUAGAGCAUUCGAUGUUUUCACUCGAACCACGCUCGUUCACCGGGUGUUUUCGAAUAAUAUUUAUUAACAUGUGGGUUUACCUAUUGGCAAAGCUUUAUCGUCGAUCAUACCCUCAUGCAUUUUAUAUAACGUUGCCUCUGGAAUUCGCGUAGCUCAGUUCAGCGUCGACAGUUCCACGAUUCGUUAGGUACUUUGUUCGCGUUUGCAGUUCGUCGAUCGUGCGAGUGAUUUUGUGAGCCAGUGUAGCGAAAAUUCGAGUAUUAUCCCCUUAUUGAUAUGUAUUUCUGGCAAAAAUUCGUCCCAAUUAAUCUAAUAUUGUGCCUAAGUUCGCGCACUAACAUCGCCGUCACCGCCGCCGCCGUUGUUUCGAAAGAAGCCACCGAUAAUUGGAUCCCGAGCGACGAGUUCGCCAAUACUAGUUCGAUAAAUUGGUUUAUGCGAAAACACAACGACGAUGAUGCAAAAGGUACCAAAUCGUUAUUCGCGAGAAAUUUCCAGGACGACGAUGCGACCACGAUAGAUCGAGCUUUCAACGAUUACGUCGCUUAUACGAAUAAUAACGAAUUCGGCGAACGAGAUGAUUUCAAAGCUAUUCCCUUUCAAUUACCCAGCCAUUUAAUACCUUCGAGUAACAGUAUCGGUGGCAACAGCGUCGGCAACUCGAUUGGCAACGGCGAAGCUGUACAUUUCCACAGUACGCUUUUUCCAUCACAACAGUCUCAGCCACAGUCAAAUCUGGCUAAACCGUUUUUUCCGGCAGCGCCUGCUCCAUUGCCGCAGACUCCUUCGGCUCCUGUGGUCUCUUCUUUGAUUUCGCAUCCGCAAGUACAGCCGCCAUCGGCGUCUUAUUCUACAAAUAUUUACCAGCAGCCGUACCAAACGCCUUCGCAAAAUUUAGAAAAUUUCGAUUAUUUGCCACCGGCGCCAUAUCCAUCGCCGUCCCCAUUCACUAAUAAUGGUACGAGCGUCGAGUUGAACACGAGACAUCUGCUGUAUCUGCAACCUGGUAAAUGUUCCAAUUCCAUCGAAGUCGGUCGACUCAGAGAUUUGGAAAUUAGAUCAGCUGUCAAGACUAAUGUUCCGGAUAGUCAGAAAGCCAUUUGUGUGCUGAUGUUGUACUCGGCUAAUGAAAAUAAUAAGUUGGCUAUUUCGAUGCAGUCAGUGGUAGAAACCGCUUCAGCCGAAUUGUCCACUGAAAGUUGGCUCGAAAGGAACGUAAAGGUGUAUUCUCUUCAAGGAGGUACCAUUUCGCGGACUUCGACCGAUGCAAAUUACGGCCCCGGCGCUCCAGCUCUGAUCCUUACCAAAAGUAGCAUCGUUUUACUAUCCAUCGUUUCAGAUCGAACGUUAGAUUUCCAAAUAGACAUCUCAACUUAUCAAUCCCAUCACUGCUGAAGACACUGAACGUUGUACUCGUAUGGUGGUUAAUAAUUCGCUCGUGUCGAUGAAAUGUUUCCAAAAUAUCAUGAAAUCUUUUCUCAAUAUUAGGCUUUCAACUUACCCUAUGUAAUUUCGAUUUAGGCAAGUACAACUUGAGCUGCUCACCAACCAGUAGAUAAGAUGCCUGCGGUCCACCGGAAUUUUAAAAUAAAUUCUCACUGAUGUGAGAUCGAUAUUUUCAUUUAUGUAAUUUGUCGAAAUCGAAUAGGUACUAUACGUAGGUACCUACAUAUGUUAUUCGUAAUCCUCAUUAGUGGAAAUUAAUGAAUAUAUUGUGUGAGAAAAUGUCGACUGAUUUUAUUUUGGCGUUUUCUCAACCUGUAAUAUUAGGAAUAAUAUUUUAUGUUUAUCCGCAUUUAUACUUACUACGUCAGUUAUAAUUGUAAGUACUCUAGACGUUUGUAAACCAUUUUAAGCCCGAAGAUCGUAAUAUUCUUCGUUCAUUUUUCAACUUUUUUUCUCUUUUGGUAAUCAUUUGCCUAUUCAAUAAGAGAUGUACUGUCUUACUCUUUCUCUUUCACUUGUGUAUAAUAUACCUACAUAUACCUACUUUAUGUAGAAUAUACUUUCAAUCAUGAGUAGGUAGGUAAGGUACAUGAUUACAAUCAAGUAUACCACGUAUUGUGGUAGAAUUUGAUAAUAUUCCUAUUCAUUACCUAUAUGUACUUACAUUCUCAUGCCUGAAAGUUGAAAUCAUUAAUAAAUUUCAAUAUCGUUUCGUUA